AAUGUUCAGAGACGCUGGGAAUUUUAGAAGCAGCUAGAAGAUGGUGGCUUGUGGACACCUUUUCUUCUUCUCAAGCUUCUUCUUAAUCUCUCAGGCUCUUGGAGCUUCUCAGUGCUCAAUACAGGAGGGAAGACGCGUCAAUUUGUUCUGCAAUUUGUAAAAUUUAGGAGCAUAGUCUUUUGUUCUUGGUGCAGGAUUGCCUCUGGUGAGGAACAUUAGUGAGCUUCCACAAGAUAACUAUGGAAGGGGAGGUUUAGCACACAUAACAGUUGCAGGUUCACUCUUGCAUGGGCUGAAAGAAGUUGAGGUAUGGCUUCAAACAUUUGCUCCAGGAUCUCACACACCAAUCCACAGGCACUCCUGUGAAGAAGUUUUUGUUGUCGUCAAGGGAAGUGGCACCCUCUAUCUUGCCUCAAAUUCACAUGGAAAGUACCCUGGAAAGCCAGAAGAGCACUUUGUCUUUGCAAAUAGCACAUUUCAUAUCCCUGUCAAUGACGCUCACCAGGUCUGGAAUACAAAUGAAUAUGAGGAUUUGCAAGUGCUAGUGAUAAUCUCACGCCCUCCUGUCAAAGUGUUCAUAUACGAGGACUGGUUUAUGCCUCACACCGCCGCAAAGCUGAAGUUCCCAUACUAUUGGGAUGAACAAUGCCUUCAACCUGCACCUCAGAAAGACGAACUUUGAUAUUCAAGCCGUUCCCUCCUCAUAUAGCCAACGGAAUCCGAUGGGAUUACUUAACAAUUUUCCCAUACGACAAUACUUGGAAGUGAAGAAUGCAAAGAUGGUUUGUAAGUCUAUCAUAACACUUCAUUAGUGGGAUUAAUUCUGCUUUAAAUAUCUUAAGCGCUCCAUUAUUUUGUGGUGAUGCCAACUCGUUGACUUCAUAGUAAAUGGGAUUAAAACUACAGAUUAGAGUUCUGACUUUUUGAGUUUUGUUAAUUUAUGCUGAUGGCCUUACCUCUCCCUCUCCUCGGCCUCCUGUCUUUGUCCCUCUUCCUCAUUCCCACCACCUCCGCCACCUCAGGGAUCCGCCUUGGGAUCAUCCGAAAGCCUUUUUCCCCCAUUGAUCCUCCCGUCUUUCGUGAAGCUCCCGCCUUUCGAAAUGGCCGAGUCUGUGGGUCUCAACCCAUGGAUAGAAUACACAUUGCCAUGACACUCGACGCCAAUUACCUUAGGGGCACUAUGGCUGCCGUUUUCUCCAUCCUUCAACACUCCACCUGCCCAGAAAACUUCGAGUUCCAUUUCCUAUGGGUUCGUUACGAGCCCGAUGUCUUAGCCAGCAUCAAAUCCACCUUUCCAUACCUCCAUUUCAAUGUAUUCCGCUUCGACUCCAACCGUGUUCGUGGCAAGAUAUCCAAAUCAAUCCGGCAAGCAUUGGACCAACCCUUGAAUUACGCUCGAAUUUACCUUGCUGACAUUCUUCCGCCACACGUAAAACGCAUCAUAUACUUAGAUUCCGACCUGGUCGUCGUGGAUGAUAUUGGAAAACUCUGGGAGGUUGACCUCGAAGGAAAGGUGCUGGCAGCGCCGGAAUACUGCCACGCCAACUUCACAAAGUAUUUCACAAAUUUGUUCUGGUCCGACCGAAAUCUGUCCAGCACAUUCGACGGAAGAAAACCAUGUUACUUCAACACCGGAGUCAUGGUCGUGGACAUUGAAAAAUGGCGGCAAGGUGGGUACACGCAGAAAGUAGAGGAAUGGAUGGCGGUUCAGAAACAGAGAAGGAUAUACCACUUGGGUUCUCUGCCGCCGUUUUUGCUGGUUUUGGGCGGGAACAUAAAGGCGGUUGAUCAUCGGUGGAACCAACAUGGUCUCGGCGGCGAUAACCUCGAAGGAAAGUGCCGGAGCCUCCACCCCGGCCCGAUAAGUUUGCUACAUUGGAGCGGGAAAGGGAAGCCCUGGCUGAGGCUGGAUUCCCGAAAGCCGUGUGUAGUUGAUCAUUUGUGGGCUCCCUAUGAUCUUUACCGUUCAUCAACCCAUUCGCUGGAAUAAUGAUGAGAAAAAAAAAAAAAGGAAUUUGUUU
Rubroshorea leprosula is the source of this 2021-nucleotide messenger RNA. The record is from the annotation of a GenBank genome assembly. Lineage: Eukaryota; Viridiplantae; Streptophyta; Magnoliopsida; Malvales; Dipterocarpaceae.